Molecule: messenger RNA, 885 nt
Organism: Trametes versicolor FP-101664 SS1
Lineage: Eukaryota; Fungi; Basidiomycota; Agaricomycetes; Polyporales; Polyporaceae
Exons: 2
Coding region: 1-885 (294 amino acids)
Biological process (GO): C-terminal protein methylation
Cellular component (GO): membrane; endoplasmic reticulum
Molecular function (GO): protein C-terminal S-isoprenylcysteine carboxyl O-methyltransferase activity
Source: RefSeq, a predicted model, not a curated record
AUGCUCGCGACAACGACCACGGACCACCCCGCGCUGCUCCUGCCGCUGCUCAAGAUCGCCGCGCUGCUCGCGACGGGGUACGCGGUGCACCGCGCGCUGUCGCCCCCGAACCCGCCGCCCGCGCCCAAAACGUGCAUCGACAACCGCACCCUGUUCGAGCGCGCGAUCCGCCAUGUCACGUUCUGCAGCAAGAUGCUGACCUGGGCGAUCGUCCUGUGCGACGCGCUCGCGACGCUGCACCUCGCCGCGCCGAACCCCCUCACGCGCCCCCUCGCGUCCGUCCUCCUCCCCUCCGCCUUCCUCCCCCCCUCACAACCCCCCUCAUCAAUAUCCUCGCUGCCGCCGCCCUCAUCCCCUGUAUCUCUAUCAGCAGCGCUCACGACCCCGCACGCGUUCCUCCUCCUGGGCGCGGCAAUGGCGGUGGGCGGCGCGGUGCUGCGGCUCGCGUGCUUCCGCGCGCUCGGCACGCUCUUCACGUUCGAGCUCACGAUCUCCCCGACGCACACGCUCGUGACGGACGGCCCGUACGCGUGCGUGCGCCACCCGAGCUAUGCGGGCGUGUACGCGGUGCUCCUGGGCGCGUCCGCGGUUAUGUUGAGCCCGAGCGCGUGGCUGCGCGAGGCGUGGCUCGAUCCGAGCCUACGUGCACUCUGGCAUUCAGUGAGAGGAGGGGAGGCAGGGACGGGGGGAGGAAUGGGCGGGCUGGUGGGUGUAGGGCUGGCGUGGGUGUUCGUCGCGUUCUGGGGGGUGAAGGUGGUGUAUGCGCUGCGGAGCACGAAUCGGCGCGUGGGCACGGAGGACGCGGAGCUGCAUCGCGUGUUUGGCGCGCAGUGGGAGGAGUGGGCGGCGCGCGUGAGGUGGCGGCUCGUCCCGUGGGUGUUUUAG